Messenger RNA from Penicillium verhagenii, 1239 nucleotides. Its product is annotated as aldose epimerase family protein. Bases 1 to 1239 code for a protein of 412 amino acids. Gene Ontology annotation, biological process: glucose metabolic process; beta-D-galactose catabolic process via UDP-galactose, Leloir pathway. The transcript has a single exon. NCBI's taxonomy places the organism in Eukaryota, Fungi, Ascomycota, Eurotiomycetes, Eurotiales, Aspergillaceae. Gene Ontology annotation, molecular function: aldose 1-epimerase activity; carbohydrate binding. The record is from RefSeq and is a predicted model, not a curated record.
AUGCAUUUCAAGUCCAACGUCGCAGCUGCCAUUUACGGCCUGUCGGCCCUGGCUAGCGCAGCCCCCUCUGCUUCCACCGCGUCUAGCAGCUCCUCCGCAGAUGCUGCUCACUUCAAGGAGUACACAAUCUCAUCGGACAACAUCACCGUCACAAUCAUCCCUUACGGAGCGCGUCUGACCUCAGUGUUGGUCCCCGAUCGUAAUGGCAAAACCCAAGAUGUCCUAGUCGGUUACGACAACCCGCUUGAGUACCUGCACGACUCAGAGACCAACCACACCUACUUCGGCGCUGUUGUGGGUCGCUACGCCAAUCGCAUUAAGAACGGUACUUUCACCAUUGAUGGUAGCACCUACCACAUCCCCGAGAAUGAGCACGGUGGCCUGGACACCCUCCACGGCGGCUUUGUUGGCUAUGACCAGCGCAAUUGGACUGUCACCGCCCAAGACGCGUCGUCUAUCACCUUCAGUCUCCUGGAUGAGGCAUGGCAGGGAUUCCCCGGCGAGGUUAUCUCGCACGCCCAGUACAGCGUCUCUACCGAGAAGUCGGUUGAGAACCCCAAGGGAUUGCCCCAGCUGACCACUAAGCUGAUCUCCCUGGCCUUGACCGAGAAGACCCCUAUCAUGCUUGCCAACCACCUCUACUGGAACCUCAACGCCUUCAAGGAUGAAACAAUCCUGAAGGACACCUUGCAGAUGCCCCUAUCCCAGCGCUUCGUCGUCGGAGACACCCUUGAGGUCCCCACUGGCGAGAUUGCAGACGUUGCGACUGCCUACGAUGGUGCCUUGGACUUCUCCUGGCCCAAGGCUAUCGGCCAAGACAUCAACAAGACCGCCGGUCUGUGCGGUGCCGACUGCACCGGCUACGAUACCUGCUGGAUCAUCGACCGUCCUGCCACCUACGCCGCUGAGAACUCCAUGGUCCCCUCCUUGCGCCUUGCCUCCGAUACCACCGGUAUCAGCCUGGAUGUCACUACCAACCAAGCUGCUUUGCAGAUCUACUCUUGCAACGGCCAGAAUGGUACCAUCGCCACCAAGGAGUCCCAGGCCAAGCGCAACAAGGCACAGGAUGGCAGCCCUGGUGCUGCCUACGUUAACAAGUACGGCUGUCUUGUCAUUGAGACCGAGGACUGGAUUGAUGGUAUCAACCAGCCUCAGUGGGGUCGUGACCAGUACCAGAUUUUCGGCGCCGAUGACGGUCCUGCUAUCAACUGGGCUACUUACCAGUUUGGCACUUACUAA